Molecule: messenger RNA, 2550 nt
Organism: Colias croceus (clouded yellow)
Lineage: Eukaryota; Metazoa; Arthropoda; Insecta; Lepidoptera; Pieridae
Product: piggyBac transposable element-derived protein 3-like
Exons: 2
Coding region: 83-1393 (436 amino acids)
Source: RefSeq, a predicted model, not a curated record
AUAUGGUACAAAAUAUAUUUAUGCUCAAAAAAUAAAAACUUUUUAAGUGCUUGCAACACUAAAAUCGGCAGUAGAGCGCAAGAUGGCGGACCGAUCGAAUGCGUCUACGCAUCGCAAAGUAAUUUCUCACUUAAACACGCAACAACAAAGAAGAGCUCGGCAACUCGUAGCUCUUGUUCCAAAACCGGGAGCAAAAUCAGAUUUGGACGAAAGUGAUACUUCUGAGGACGAAGUUCAAUAUUUCUCCCACCUUCCUUACUCUGAUAGCAGUUCGCCACCUCCAUCAUUGCCAUCUUCAUUAGAAAACCUAAAUCUUCUCUCAGAUGACGAUAUUGAGGUCACUGAAAUAUUCGCUUCAAAGUCUUUAGUACAAGCAUACAGUCAACAUUCAAUUCAGUCACCAUUGAUUAAUCCUUGUUCGCCAUCAAUUUUAUCGCCUUAUCCAUUAGCAACUGAGACCAGAUCUUCGUGUCCGAUACCAUCACCUUCAUCGCCAUCUGUACUAGCUGCACCCUCACAAUUAACUUCACCGCGAGUUAGUAACUUGAAGCGGCAUCAUCAGUCACCACCAACGUCGCCAUUAUUUGCAAAUUUUCCUUCAACGUCUACUUGUUCAAAGAGACCUAAACUUGUCACAGUAAAACGCAAAGCAAUACCACCUAAAAGGUUAACACCUAAAUGGGGUCGGUUCAAAUUUACUGGUUGUGCAGAAGUAGAUGAAAUCGUGUUUGAGCCAAGUGAAGAGAAAAGCCCAAUUGAAUAUUUCGGCAUGUUCUUUUCUGAUAACAUAAUUUCUCUCAUAGUGCAACAAACAAAUUUAUAUAGCACACAAUUAAAGGGUCAUUCAAUAAAUGUUACAGAAAAUGAUAUCAAAGAUUUUCUGGCAAUUCUUGUAUAUAUGGGUAUUCAUAAAUUACCAGCUUACACAGAUUAUUGGGCUAAACAUACGCGAAGCAACAAAGUAGCUGAUAUAAUGACCCUGAAGAAGUUCCAAUUACUGAGGCGUCACUUGCAUUUUAAUGACAAUUUGAAAGACGAUGGUGAUAGGUAUUAUAAACUUAGGCCAGUCCUUCAGAUAAUACGUGAAAAUUGUUUAAAAGUUAAAGAAGAGUCCCAUUUCAGCAUAGACGAAAUGAUAGUUCCACAUAAAGGGACAAGAGCAGGCAGCCGUAAACAAUAUAUAAAAAAUAAACCGAAAAAAUGGGGCUAUAAAGUAUUUGUUCGUGCUGGUGGCUCCGGAAUUGUUUAUGACUUCUUGAUAUAUGGAGGCGAAGAUACGUUUAGAUUUCACUCAUUUACGGAUGAAGAAAUGAGUAUGGGUCUUGGAUCGAAAGUAGUUUUAGCGUUGGCAAAGUCUAUUGGAGAACCUGCUUGCUUGCUUGUGUUUCGAUAACUUUUUUACAUCUAUUGAACUGUUGCAAUAUUUGCGAAAUGAAUACGGAAUUUUUGCGAUGGGCACAAUCCGAGCAAAUAGGCUCUAAGGGGCGGAGAAAAAACUACCCACAGAUAAAAAUCUAAAAAAGAAAGGUAGAGGGUCUCACGCACAGGUUGUAUGUAAUAAAAAUAAGAUUGCUGUCGUCGAAUGGUUUGAUAAUAAAUGUGUUACUGCUGCAAGUACCUUUGUGGAUGCAUAUCCUAUCCAGACUGUAGUUCGUUUUAAGAAAGAACAAGGUAGAAAGAUGCCAGUGACUUGCCCCAAUGUAAUAAAAGAAUAUAACACUUACAUGGGCGGUGUCGAUCUCUCUGACAUGCUGAUUGCUCUAUAUCGUACACCAUUCCGGGGCCAUCGUUGGCAGUUACCAAUAUUUUCACAAAUGCUUGAUAUAUGUAUAAAUAAUGCCUGGCUUCUAUAUCGGCGUGAUGGAAAAGCCAGGAUGGAUGCCAAGAAACUAAAACCCUUAAAAACCUUUAGAAUUGAAAUUUUUGAAAGCCUGCGGAGGUUUGAAAGAACUGAUAAUAUGAUCAAUAUGAGGCCUGUUACAAAAUUUAUGACUAUUCAGAAGCCAGUAGCUGAAAGACCACCAGAUGCUGUACGGUAUGAUAAAGUUGCUCAUUAUCCAACUUUAGUAAACAGUAGAGGAAGGUGUAUGAAUUGCACAAAAGGGUUGACUAAAUUUUUUUGUCAAAAAUGCAAAUUAAGAUUAUGCUUAUUGCCGGAACGAAAUUGUUUUAUAGAAUUUCAUACCAAAAAGUAACAGUUUAUAAAUAUUUAUCAUUAUUCAGUUAUAAAUAUUUAUAUACCUACGUAGUACAUUUAUAUUGUUAUAAUUUGAUAAAGAACCAAUUUGUGAGACUGAUUUUUUACUUUAUUGUAUUGAUUGAUCUCAAUUUACUAAUCAUUAAGAUUUAAGAUUAAUAACAUAAGUACUAAGGCUGUUAAUUAUUCUAAUUUUAUGUCUGUAGAAGAACAUAAUAAUUUUAUAUUUUAUUUUUUGUUAUUUUACGAAGAAUAUUGACAUUUUAAGUUUUGUUUUGUUAUAAGUAUUUUAUUAAAAAAACUGAUUUGUUUGGCACUGAAAAGUUGGCAUUGUAGCAAAUUAGAUACAUAGA